Scutellospora calospora is the source of this 184-nucleotide messenger RNA. The record is from the annotation of a GenBank genome assembly. Lineage: Eukaryota; Fungi; Glomeromycota; Glomeromycetes; Diversisporales; Gigasporaceae.
GCACCUACCAAUGGCAAUGGUAAUCCUCGUCCAUUCAUUACAACACCAAAGGUUUACGGUUACCUUACCCUUGUUCAGGCUGGUACAGCAGUUGUUUUUACGACCUUUUUAGUUACUCAUUUGAGUGCUACAGCUUUAGCUACCAUUGGUGGUAUUGAACUUACCAAUAAGACGAUCGUUCUUG